Oppia nitens is the source of this 738-nucleotide messenger RNA. Its product is annotated as thiopurine S-methyltransferase-like. Gene Ontology annotation, molecular function: thiopurine S-methyltransferase activity. Lineage: Eukaryota; Metazoa; Arthropoda; Arachnida; Sarcoptiformes; Oppiidae. The record is from RefSeq and is a predicted model, not a curated record. Bases 1 to 738 code for a protein of 245 amino acids. The transcript has 6 exons.
AUGCCAAUUACUAUUAGUAAUUCAAUUAGCAAUGAAAAUGUAGACAAUUAUUUGGAUAUUUGGAAAAAGUUGUGGUCAGUUAGGGACACGGCCUGGCAUUUGGAGAACAGACACCCUGUCCUGGUCAAAUAUGAUCAUCUUUUAACAAAUAAUGAAAAUAAUUCAAAUAAAAAGCGAUUUCUAUUUCCUCUGUGCGGCAAAAAUGUUGACAUGAAAUGGUAUUGGGAAACAGGACAUAAAGUGAUUGGUGUUGAGUGCGCUGAUGAAGCUAUUGAUGACUUUUUCAGUGUAAAUAAGAUAAGCCAUAAAAGUUAUUUAUCGUCUGAAUUGGAAAAAUGCAAAAUAUUUGAAACAAAUGACAAAAACCUAAAAAUACUUCAAACAAAUUUUCUAACAUUAGACAGUCCACAAUUAAAACAUACAAUUGAUGCCGUUUGGGACAGAGGCAGCUUCGGUACUAUUACUUAUGAAGAGCAGGUGCUUUACGCUAAUACAAUGAGACAUUUAUUAGCACCCGAUUUCCAUUACUUACUACUUGUGCUUGAAUUUGAUGACAAUUUAUUCAAAGGACCGCCAUUUAGUAUAUCUGAAGAACGCGUCAAUCAUUUGUAUGGGUCAUUUUGCAACAUUGACAAACUAGAGAGUACUGUCCCACAACACGUCCAACUUUAUCAAAAUCAUAUGAAACAAUCAAUUCAAGUGCAAGAAACUGUUUAUUUGUUGACUAAAAAACAGUGA